AUGCCGUGGGAUGUGACAGGAGAAAGACCAGGCGCGGUGCUUCUGCGAACGGACUGUUCAAGCCUAAUUAACUGGUGGGUUUUUUGUUGUUGUUUUGUCCCCUUCUUACAGAAGGGCUCCUCGCCGGCUGCUCCAGUUCACCUCGUCAAUGAUGAGUCGGCUGACAAGACUAAUUUGGGCUUUAUUCAUGCGUUUGUGGCUGCUAUAUCGGUCAUCAUCGUGUCAGAACUGGGGGACAAGACCUUCUUCAUUGCAGCCAUCAUGGCAAUGCGGUACAACCGUUUGACUGUACUGGCUGGUGCUAUGCUUGCCUUGGGACUGAUGACGUGUUUAUCAGUUUUGUUUGGCUAUGCCACCACAGUUAUUCCUCGUGUAUACACAUACUAUGUGUCAACAGCACUGUUUGCAAUUUUUGGCAUCCGAAUGCUUCGGGAAGGCUUGAAAAUGAGUCCAGAUGAGGGUCAGGAAGAGCUGGAGGAAGUUCAAGCAGAAAUUAAAAAAAAAGAUGAGGAACUUCAGAGAACUAAACUGUUAAAUGGGCCAGGAGACGUGGAGUCAGGGCCAGGCACCACUAUACCUCAGAAGAAAUGGCUGCAUUUUAUUUCUCCGAUCUUCAUUCAAGCUUUUACUUUAACGUUUUUAGCAGAAUGGGGUGAUCGUUCCCAAUUAACAACCAUAGUCUUGGCCGCCAGAGAGGACCCCUAUGGUGUGGCGGUGGGAGGGACGGUGGGACACUGCCUGUGCACUGGCUUAGCAGUCAUUGGAGGGCGAAUGAUAGCACAAAAAAUUUCUGUUAGGACUGUGACAAUCAUAGGAGGCAUCGUCUUCUUAGCAUUUGCAUUUUCUGCACUAUUUAUAAGUCCAGACUCUGGUUUUUAA
Messenger RNA from Opisthocomus hoazin, 879 nucleotides. The record is from RefSeq and is a predicted model, not a curated record. NCBI's taxonomy places the organism in Eukaryota, Metazoa, Chordata, Aves, Opisthocomiformes, Opisthocomidae.